Molecule: messenger RNA, 2451 nt
Organism: Peniophora sp. CBMAI 1063
Lineage: Eukaryota; Fungi; Basidiomycota; Agaricomycetes; Russulales; Peniophoraceae
Source: the annotation of a GenBank genome assembly
AUGCCGCGGCCUCCAGGGCCUAGCUCGAGCCAGCCUCGACGAGACUUUGUCCGGCUCCGCAACUUGCACCUCGUCGCCACUGUCGGGGAUGGCGCACAAUGGCCGAACGAGAACGGCGAGCCCAAGAAGCAGCCCGUGAUCGUCAACAUCACAGUUCCGCACGAUCUCAAGCCCUCUGCCGCUUCCGAUGAUGUAGAGAAAUCUGUGAAUUACGGGACUCUUUCUCGCUCGCUGCUGAAAGCCGUUGACGAUGGCGCAAAAUUCCCAUCGCUCGAAGCUCUGCUUGAUGUUCUCUUCGACGCCUGCUUUUCUACAUUUCCUGACGUUUCCGAGGCGGAAAUAUCCCUUGCUAAGCCGCGCGCCCUGCCUUAUGCAGAUGAUGUCUCCAUACACAGUCACCGUCUUCGCAAUGGUUCACGACUCGCACGGGAUCGGUUCACCUUGAACAGACUGGCGUGCAACCUGAUUGUAGGGCUCAACCCCUGCGAGCGGGAAGACAAGCAGCUCGUUCACUUUGACGUUGACGUUGAGCGUGAAGGGAAAGUCUUUGAUUGGCGAAGACUCGGGCAACACAUACGCAAAGCAACUGAAUCAUCAAAGUUCAUCUCGCUCGAAGCGCUGGCAUCUCUCGUAGCCAAGGCGUCCCUGCUUCUAGCCCAAGACGCCAAGGCGGUCGUCACUGUUCGUGCCGGAAAACCCAAGGCCAUCGUCUUCGCCGAGGCAGCAGAAGUCGAGAUGACGCGAACAUUUAGCGAUUACCCCGAGCUUCGCAAGGUCGCCAACAGACUUUCGUCACCUCUUGAGGGGCCGCUUAACCUCGUACCUCUAUUGAAGUCUGUUGGCCACACGUUCGAGGUCACCGGCAACGAUAUGAAUACGGUCGCCCUAGCCCUGGGUUCGAACGUCGGAGAUCGGUUUGCAAACAUCGAAGCCGCGCUACAGAUUCUGGAGAAGUGGCAUACCCAGUUCAAGAGCGGUCCGGGUGCUGCCAUCCAGUUUCAUGUGGUGGACACCAGCUUCAUGUACGAGACGGAGCCCAUGUAUGUGACGGACCAACCCAAAUUUGCGAAUUGUGCAGUCAUGGUCCGCACGAACUUCGGCACGCACUCCCUUCUCUCGACACUACAGAUGCUCGAGGUCGAGAUGGGACGCGUCAAGGAGAAGCGCAACGGCCCUCGAUGCGUAGACAUCGACAUUCUGCUUUACAACGACGCCAUAGUUGACACCAGACCGGCAAAUGCACGUGCGACCCUCGACAAUCUUGAAGACCAACUGGUCAUCCCUCAUCCUCGUAUGGCCGAGCGCGAGUUCGUGCUUAGACCCCUGUGCGACAUAAUCCCCGAUUGGAUUCACCCCGUACUGAAGCGACCCAUGAAAGACCUUCUGGCCGAUGUGAUGAGAGCAAAGCCCGCUGAAGAGCCUCCCAUGGCACGAGUCAUGCCUUUCCCAGCGACGUCCGGAAUACAGAAACCGCCCAUCGCCGCGUAUCCGCAAUACCGCGCCACUGCAACGCACUGGGCCUUCCCUGCGCCACACAGAACGCGACUCAUGGCGACUCUCAAUGCUACACCAGACUCCUUCUCCGAUGGCGGCAGCCACGACUCGACAUCCACAGCAUUAGAGUACGCGUCCAAGUCCGUGGCAGCUGGCGCGUCCAUCAUUGAUGUCGGCGGGUACUCGACGCGACCUGGUGCCGAUUUCGUCUCGGAUGAAGAAGAGACUCGCCGUGUCGUAUCGACUAUCGAGGCUCUCCGCGCAUCCGACGACGCUGCCGUAUCCGUCGUACCUAUCAGCGUGGACACUUUCCGGCCAAGCGUCGCACGCGCCGCUCUCGAGGCCGGAGCGAACUGCAUCAACGAUGUCUACGCGUUCACCGGACCAGAGUAUCCCUUGACGAAUGAGUCGGCCACCACACUCAAGGAGAUGCGCACGCUCGCACAUGAAUUCGCCGUCCCUGUCGUAUUGAUGCACUCGCGCGGCCCCGCCGGACAGAACAAGGACUAUGGCCAGUACAGUUCGGUACUCGAAGGUGUUACACGGGAGCUGAGCGAGAAGAUUGAUGCCAUAGUGCGCUGGUCGGGCGGUGUGCGACGGUGGCUCGUUAUGGUUGAUCCUGGAGUCGGGUUCAGCAAGACGAUAGACGGGAACCUCGAGCUCCUGCGUUGCGCGGGAGGCCUGACAGCGGAUGAGCUUCCAGAUGGCUCCCGUAACCCUCUACGCGGCUUCCCACAGCUCAUCGGCACAUCUCGCAAGUCGUUCCUCGGAAAGAUCCUCGAGGAGGCGGACGAGCAAAGCGCGUAUCAAGGAAGAGAGACGGCCGCGAGCGAGCGCGAUGCUGCUACAGCUGCCGCAGUCACUACAGCGGUUCAGCAAGGCGUGGAGAUUAUACGAGUACAUGACGUGCAGAUGCUCGGAGAUGUUGUGCGCGUAGCUGAUAAAAUGUGGAAAUAA